UUUCUGUCAAGCUGUGCUGGCGGCAACUCAAUUUAUUGGGGAAACAUACCGCCGUCAUCUCAAUUUAUUGGGGCCCUUCUGAACUUGGGACUCGACCCGAAUUUUGAGUGUCCCCCCAACAAAAAACCCUUCUAUUUCAAAAACAAACAAAAAAAACCUCAUAUCAAACUACUUGUGUUGACAUAAUACAUUCUGUGUUGAUCUACACUUGUCUGCCUUCUUUAUAUUUUCCAGUUUUUUGUCACAAUGCCUCGCACCAACAAGAGAUCUCAAGCUCAGAAACGUCGCUUCCAGCAGCAGACUGAAUCCCACGAUCCAACUCCUGAGUCAGCAGAGCAUUCUUCUAAUCUCUUCGAGAACAUGGCAGCUGUCUUACUGGUUUCUGAUGAAGUCAGAGAUGUCAGCAGUGAUGUUGUAAUGAGCAGACGUGAUGAAGGUAAUGUGAUGAUAACAGAACUGCCCUCUGAGAUUCGACUGUGUGCUUCCCGCAGCCAGAGCUCUGCCAGGUUUGGUAAACUAAAAAACAAACAGUGUACAUGUAACUCUCUAACAUUUCUGGCUUUCCUCCAUGAAAAUGAGAUGAUCUCAAAAGCAGACCUGGACCUUGUUCUGGAUAAAGGGAAUGUUUUAUAUCAACAGGCUAUUAAGAUACACCCCACUGAUGGUACUGGAUAUUUGGCGACUGAUGAACUCCCUAACCUCGUUUCUUCUCGCAGCUCUACUCUCACAGCUGAUCUCUCCAUACUUCCUGUCUUUGGCACCUUUGGAAACCCACCAGCUGGAUGUAUGGAUACCUACCUUUCCCUGUCUUCCAGGCUGAACUGUUUGACUGAUGAUGUGCAGUAUGCUCUGUUGAUCAUGGUAAGCUUGUGUAUUGCAGUGUUCAGGACUCCCAGUGGCAGAUAUGGCUUCUUUGAUCCUCACUCCAGAAAAGAUGAUGGUUCAUACAAAGAGCCUGGAACAGCUGUGAUGGUGACGUUCAAACAUCUCCAGGACAUGGUGAAUCGACUCCUACGCUGCUACAGAGAGCAUGGCGCCUCAUCCACGACCCAAUACGAGUUCAAACCUGUGACGUUUGUCAGCAUCAGACCUGCAGACAGAGUGCAAUCCGUGGAAAUGUGGUGUGUGUCCCAUCUGAGAUCCAGGAAACAGUUGAAGCUUUGCCCAGACUGAGAAGUGAAUCCCAGAUAAUGAGAGUGAAGCUGAAGAGACGCCUGUGUUACCGAGGACAUCAGCUCUUCCAGACUGUUACCUGGUCUAAACUGAUGCAGGCCCUGCAUAAACUCAAACUGAUUCACCCACAGUAUUCUGAAAUCAUUAUCAGAGAUGAAGCUGAGCUGUGUGACCCCACCCUGCCUGAUGAUGAUGAUGAUGAUGAUGAAGAGAUGGAGGAAGAGUUUGAUGAAACAGACUUGAUGGAGAUUGACAGGUUUGAGAAAGAUGCUCUGUGUGAAAAUGAGGCUGAGGAUGGUUUAGAUGUUCUGUCAUGUGAUGGUGAAGAACCAGAGAACAGACCUGAAGAACAGCAGGAAGGUGACAUGCCCAAUGGUGGCUUUGCUCUGGAAUCUUGUCUUCAGCCUCCUAAUGUAGCAGAGGAAAUCAUGUCUUUCAGUGAAGGAAUCUACUGUGUUGCUCCUGCUGAGAGAAACAGUCCAGUUGGCUUUUUUAAGACCCCUAAACUUGAGGCCAUGGCUUUCCCUGUACAGUUUCCUACAGGUCAAAACACCCUGGAUGAGAGCAGACGUGUCAAACUGUCACCAAGCAGUUACUUCAAAUCCAGACUUUUCUCCAUUGAUGACAGAUUUGCCAGAGACUCAAAUUAUUUGUUCUUUGCACAGUUUGUGAUUGAGGUUCACCUGACUACCAACAGCAUGACCAUCCAGUUGAGAAAAGGCAAACCCAUGACCAGAGAUGGACGAAAAAUAACCUCAGGGAUGCUGCAAGACAGACGUGAAGUAGAGAAACUAGUGAGAAACCGCGAGGCUUUUCGCUUCAUGAGAGCAUUACGUGGUACUCCGGCCUACUGGCACCAGAAAACCAGUGAACUGUUUGCCAUGAUAAGACAGCUGGGCACUCCCACCUUCUUUUGCACGUUUUCAGCUGCUGAGAUGCGAUGGCCUGAAGUGAUUGAAGCAAUCAAGAGACAGCAAGGUGAGGAGGUGAAUUUUGAAGAGCUUGACUGGUCAGAAAAAUGUGACAUCCUGAGAAGUAAUCCUGUGACAGCAAUGCGCAUGUUUGAUAAGCGAGUGGAGGCCUUAUUCAGAGAUUUGCUGCUCUCGCCUGCUCAGCCACUGGGUAAAGUUGUGGACUUCUUUUAUCGAGUGGAGUUUCAGCACAGAGGAAGUCCUCACAUUCACUGCCUGCUCUGGGUUGAAGGUGCCCCUGUGUUUGAAAAGGAUGAUGAUCAGACUGUGUGUGAUUUUGUGUCCAGAUACAUCACAGCUCAGCUCCCUGACCCUCACACUCAACCUGACCUGCACAAGAAAGUCAGUGAAGUCCAGAAACACAGUCGUACACACACCAAGACAUGUUUCAAAAGUGUUGGCUCUGGGUGCCGUUUCGGGUUUCCCAAACCUCCCUGCAGAAACGUAAUGAUCACGAGACCUGAUGGUGGUAAAUAUACUGCAACUGCAAAGACUAAGCUGAGACCU
Salarias fasciatus (jewelled blenny) is the source of this 2651-nucleotide messenger RNA. RefSeq lists its product as uncharacterized. Bases 247 to 1173 code for a protein of 308 amino acids. NCBI's taxonomy places the organism in Eukaryota, Metazoa, Chordata, Actinopteri, Blenniiformes, Blenniidae. The transcript has 2 exons. The record is from RefSeq and is a predicted model, not a curated record.